Messenger RNA from Colletotrichum karsti, 960 nucleotides. RefSeq lists its product as uncharacterized. NCBI's taxonomy places the organism in Eukaryota, Fungi, Ascomycota, Sordariomycetes, Glomerellales, Glomerellaceae. The record is from RefSeq and is a predicted model, not a curated record. The coding region runs from base 1 to 960 and encodes 319 amino acids. The transcript has 4 exons.
AUGGCAGUGAUCCACGAGCUCCCAGGAAUCAAGGUGACCGUCGAGGUCAACGCCCUCAAAGCCCAAGAAUACGACGACCCGGACGGCGCGGCCGAGGACAAAAACCGCGCAAACGCCCGUCACCGCAGCUUCAGAUGCAUCGAGUCCAAAGACGACGCGCCUUUCUCAGUCAUUUACGAGGUCGACAACUCCGCUGGAUCGCUUCGUGACCACAGCGCCUUGGGCUUCUACCUGUCAAUCGAUGGCGACCACAAGGAUGGCAUCCUCUGGGAACAGUCACGCAACCCUUGCGGCAGCAACGUCUGGCGUCAUGUCGUCAGCGGGGUGCGCAUUGCAUCCUCGCUCCAUGACAUGGACGCUUUAAAGAAGUUCAAGUUUUCCAAAGUAACAACCGUCGACGACGCAGCGAAGGAGCGCGUGGCAAACGACAUUGAGGUUUUCAAGUCGGUAGGCACAAUUCAAGUUCACGUAUACAGCUGCUCUGUACGCCGUCGCGAGGGCAGAAGUACUCAUCGCUCGGCGCGCGAUCGGGAGUUCGAGGUUGCGGAGAAGGCGCUGAAGGGCAAGGCUGUCUCACAUGGGACCGCCUAUUCCGAUGGCGGUCUCAUUCCGCCAAGCAGCACUGUGUCAGUCGACAAUGACCCGAAGGAACCCAUCGGAACGUACAGCUUCAAAUACCGCUCCAAAGACGCCCUCCAGAAGGAGCUGAUCAUUCCCCGGUCUCCAACACCCGAAGGCAUCGACGCUCUCAGUGAGGAGGAGAUUCGCCGACUGGCCGCGGAGCGUCUCGACCACAUCAACGGGCGUCGGUCACCAACUCUGAAGAGAGAGAACAAGGGUCCCUUGAUUAAGCGGGAGUUCGCUGAGUUUUACGACCUUACCGAAGAGCCCGCCAAGCGAGAGUGGAAGAAGGUCAAGAUCGACAACAAUCGUGAGGCUAUUGACCUCACGGACGACUAG